Trichomonas vaginalis G3 is the source of this 486-nucleotide messenger RNA. RefSeq lists its product as uncharacterized. The record is from RefSeq and is a predicted model, not a curated record. NCBI's taxonomy places the organism in Eukaryota, Parabasalia, Trichomonadida, Trichomonadidae. The transcript has a single exon. The coding region runs from base 1 to 486 and encodes 161 amino acids.
AUGGAUUCGUUGGAUCAAAAAGAUGUUGUAGCAAUUCUUGAAUACUUUGGCUGGAACUGGGAUUUAGCUGCAGAUCAUCUUCAAUGCGAUCCAAAACAACUUUAUGAAGAUUAUUCUCAAUUUCAAACGAAAAGACCAAAUGUUUUAACUACAGAAUCAGCCUUUGCAGCAGGCCAUAUCUCAAAGGAGUCAGUUAAAAAGUCGCAGCUGUUUAUUAAAGAGCAUCUUGCAGAACAACUUCCACUUUUAUUCAAGAAAGACUUAUCCGAUGAACAGAAGCAUGAUAUAGCUCAAUCCAUACUUGUUGAUAUGGGAUUUACUUAUAGAUUACUCCAUUCUCAAGAAUUUAUUGAUGCUUAUAAUGCCAUCGAAGAAGAAGCCCUUCAAUUAGAAAAAUGGAGAGAACAAGGACAAUAUCUGACGAUCCUUGAAGAUGCGUUAUAUAGAAUUGUUGGUGCCCAUAUGAACAAAGAAAAGUCUCAGUAA